AUGAUACCCCAAAUCCAGACUGUACGUUUGAGGUUUGAACAGGGUUUUCGUCCCGCCCAAUGGGUUUGCGUCAUGAAUGCAUCUACUUAAGUAGAACGUACAGCGUGAAUGACGUGUAUAAGUACAUUCCGUAAAACCUCCCACAUCUGCAUAAUUAGCCAUACCAGUCAGAACGAACUACCGUUAGUUGCGUGGUGUCAGAUAGGGACACUGUUGUAGAACAGUUCAGAUAAUUACCGCACACAAGUCGACAGGAGUAGGUAAUGGUGUUUCAGCUCGUGACACUAACAUUGGUAUCUGAAGGUUUGGCAAUGUUUCUGCCUUCCGGUAGACAUUGACUGUUUUCGUAUAAAAGAACGAAAUCCGCUGCUUACUGAAAUUCAUCCGCAGGAUAUUUGUGUCUUUGUAAUCCUUGGUUAAAUAGACGGAAAUUGGACAAAAAUGAAUAACUUUUCUAAAUCGGUUGCUGCAAGACAUGCAGAGAGAGCACAUUUGCUGUUUUUUUUCACUUUUACAAAUUUGGCAUAAAUUUAUACGUUCUUGGUACCCGGGAAGUCUCAAGACAGCUCGUUUUUUAUUGUCUUGCCGCCUUAACUUCUUUACUGUGUGUGUACAACUCAAAAUUAAAAGCGUUCCUAAACUGUGAUUUCGCAUUGAUUUGAAACCAAAUCGUAAAGACUGGUCAGCUGAACUGAGUGCCCUAGUUCACUGCCACUUGACAGUUUGACCGUCGAUUCCGAUGAUGUCCACGGCGUUCCCCAGAGAAUGCUGGCAGCAGGGGUGGUGACUUGCGCGUCCAGUUGAUCAUGGUAAUAGCAGGCUUUCGCAGCAUUUUUCGCGCUCUCUCCUCCCCCUACCAUUUGGAUCCGAUGUCAAGACAGUGUUGAAAAGACUAGAGGUUGGAUGGGGUGCGUGUGGAUAGAGCGACAUGAACCCCCACCUUGACCUGCCACCAAACCCCCGGCCUACGCACGGAGGAUCAGGAGUUCACACAACGAGAAAGAGUGAGCCCCCUGAAUUACAAAUUGACUGGGAGUGCUAUAAACGCCGUAUUAAGGAAGAGUCAUCGCAGUCUGAAUCUCAGUCCGCCAGUCAGCCACUCCAAGCAAGCACACAGUUGACUACUUUCCAAGCUUCGGUUUUUGCCGCACCAUGAUAAUCUCAAGUGUGUUAAAUUAUUUAUAUUAAGGGAUUUUGCGCUGACAGUCGACCUCAGUCACUCUACCUUAUCUGGUUCAUCAGUCGGCUGUCUAGACCAGUCAACUAACCGAUGCUGAGAUUGGGAGAGGCGGCGCGUGCCACGCCUAUGACCUGUCCGUCCAUAAUCGCACAUCACGAUUUCACACAAAAGACGAGCUGCUCGGGUCUCACAUUCCGCAGAUUACUAGUUUGUGCCAGCGGUGUUUCAGGUGGGACGUGUUCAGGUGUACAUAUGCUGCUCACGCAGUCAUGGAAGGAUGCGGGACGGUAAACUGGUGGUGGUAGCCCUUCGGCGUGUGUUUGUGUGUGUCGGGCUGCGCUGUUGCCAGUCCCACUGCGUGUGCACGUGUUCGCGCUGAUGCUAGUGCGUAUGUGUGUACUACUGUGUGUGCGUGGUGUACAUUUACUAAUGGGAAAUGUAUGGUGAUGUGGUUUAGUUUGCGAUGGACUAUGGAAGGUUUGCAUGGAGCCGCACGUGAACCAAAUAAGCCCAUGCGAGGACACUUCGGAGAGUUGUAGCUAUGAGGACGGAUGUACGUUGGUGCUCCAGACACCGGUUCGCCAGUCUCUGUGCGAUGAAUCCUCAAAUGACCCAUCAGGCCCAUGAGUGAGGUGAAUGUACGAUCGCAAUGCGGACAGGUGAGGAUCGAGUCCACAUUGUUGGUGGCGUAGCUUCGGGGAGCCACUAAUGAGAAUUGCGUUCGAGCUAUCGGGCGUGCAGAGCAAUCACCACUUGCGUGAUACGACCUAAGACACCCGUACGUGUUGUCCCUUACAACCAACUGCCACUUAAACAACCGUGCACAUAUCUGGCUGAGACUAUGCGAAUUUCAUGGUCGUGCUCAAGCAUUGCGCCUAAUUUUUCUGUUUCGAAUAUACAAGCAUAUUGAGAAGCUUUAACAAACUGGAAGUAACGUCAUGGUAGAUAUCGAUGAUGUAACAAGCAACUGCUUAUAUCGGGAUCUUUGCAUCAUCCAAUUUUAAAUAAUGCUGAAACCCUUAUACCGAACUGUUACAGCUAUCGUUAUGCGCUUUCCACUUUCAGACCACUCAAGCAUCUGAAAAUUCUGAUGACAGGACAUUGUCCACUACGGGUGAAAUUGUCGUUCAGGACUCCGAUUUCCAACCUGAGGUUUGUCGAUUUUUUACUAAGCUCGCAUACCAAUAGUGCAACCCGUCUUCCUUUCUAAUUGCUUAAAUGUUAAAAAUAAAAAUCAUUCUUGAAGAAGGAGACACGAUCUCCGGGACAAGAGCUUUAUUAGCCUGACGUUUCGGAUUCCCACUCGAACCCAUCAUCAGAGACAACAAAGCAAAAACGGGCGGUUGUUGCACAAGGGGCCGCGGUAUUUAUAGGAUGCAGUAGUCAUGCUACCGCAUACCUAUGAACAUUCACGGCUCCGCCCUUCAUCCGGGAUCGUCACACAUGGUGUGAUCAUUGCUUGACGGCCGACAUUCGAGUCGAUAAAUGCUGCAAUUUCACCACGUGCGUUGGAUGUUGGCUUGAUGAUUGCUCGACCAUCUGACGCACCGACCCCGGUGUUGGGUAAAGUGUUCACAUCUGCGCUCCCCGCAUGGCUUGUUACUCCGCCUAGGCGAAGUUUUAGUACGGAGUAUGGAGUCGGAAGAUCGUUGCACUUGUUGAUGGACUGGGGGCCAGUAAACCAUGAUUCCAGUAGCUCCCGGCUCACGCGGUUGUCACCUCUUGCAAGAAUUCGGUCUCAUCGAAUUUGAAUGUGUGGCCGGAUCUCGUCGAAUGAGCCGCAACUUGAGAGCUGGCGUCAUUUUUGCGCACCGCUGCCGCGUGUUCGGCCAUUCUCGUUUGGAGCUGUCUUCCGGUUUCUCCGACGUAGUUGCUUUGUCCGCAACUGCACCAGAUCCGAUAAACGACUCCAGACGUUUCUAGCCGUGGCAGUGGGUCUUUCGGUUUCCUGACCAGACGCCUGAUGGUUGCCUGCGGUCUGUGUGCCACUUCAACCCUAAGUGGUGCGAGAAGGCGGCCGACAGCUUCCGAAACGUUCUUGACAUACGGAAGUGCCUGCCAAGAUUUGGUGUCCGUGCGGUUAGUCCUUUCGUCCCUUUUGCGUAUGCACCGGUCGACGAAGUUGCGCGGGUAGCCAUUGGCUUUGAAAACCCGUCAGAGGUCUUGUAGUUCGGCAAUUUUGUCUUCCGGCUCACUGCAGUGCGUUUCGACACGUCGAUAGAGCGUCCUUACACAACUGCGUUUGUGGCUGAUUAGGUGGUUACUGUUGAAGUUCAGUACUUGCAUCCUAUUUGUCGCUUUCCUGAAACGUCAGGCUAAUAAAGCUCUUGUCCCGGCGAUCGUGUCUCCUUCUUCAAGACUACUUCCUAGGACUCGUCUCUUCGCUUCUAUUGGUAAAAAUCAUUCUAUUUAAAAUGCAUUUGUCUCUAUUACGUGGACACCAUCCUUUUUCAUUGCACCAAGUUCAUAAACCAAGGCACUUUAUCGCAUUACAGAAAUCCUAGAUAAUUGUUUUAAAGUCUCUGUAUCUUAAGCGUCUGCGCGAGUUCGUACAAAAUUUUAGAUCCUUCGAUGGCCCCAUGCCGCACAGGCAUCCGCCCAGAAAGUUCAAAAAGAACGGCUAAUAACAAGAUGACAAUUUCUCUGACCCAAAGGAUAUGGUCUCGUGUGCUGCCCCUUAAAUGCUUUUCUGAUCGAAAUCCGAUUUUCGUGGACAAUGUUUUGAGUUCAAGGCUGUUUUUUAAAAUUUGCGAAGAAUAUAUUUCCAUGUCAAACCUUUAUAAGAAACGGAAUUUGAUCUGGAAAAAGUCUUCAGGAAUAAGAAAAUGCAAGAGUUUGACCGUCAGAGCGAUGCUUGCUCUUACUCCCAUACUAAAUGACGACUCCCACCUGAGGGAUUCAUCUCACCGGCGAGUCGUAGAGAGCCUUCUCAGCUUCUGUAUCUCGUUCUAAUUUCGGACAACGAAAAAUGUCUUACUCAGUACCUGCGACACGCGUAUUCGUGAUUGCGCGAUCAAGAAAACAAGGAAGAAAUUGUUUUGAAUUACCUAUCCCACGUAUCGUUGACUGGACUUUCGAAGUGUGCUUUCAAUUAGCCUGGAUCACUCGCGUUGAGGGAAAUAUUGCUUGCCAUACAGCACGCUUAAAAAAUAUUUCAGUUACACCAAGGUGUCAGUUUUUGAAUUUAACUCUUUCCGGCCGUCUGCAAAAACAAAAUGCCGUAAAAGAGACUGUCUAAGUAGUAUGAAUUUUUCCCAGUGGUUUCUGUGUCCUUAUCAAUUCCAAAUAAAAUUUACAUAAUUUUGCAAUAUUUUUGGGCACUACAUAGUGCCUUUUAAUGGCAUAGGUGAAUACGGGAUUCUCCUAGCAUGGAAAGCAUAUAUCUUAUGUCUUGUAAUCGCAACUGCAGUAGCAGAUCGGGCUCCAAGUUAUACUGGAGCUAAAAAGCCAUUUUCAAACCGUAACCUAUACUUUCCUUGAGUAUGAAAUUUGAAGAUGGCGUGCGUUGUUACGACAUAAGUUUAAGAAUAGACAUAUUUGUGCAUGUUUUCUGUGAUAUAUGUUUGAAUAUACGAGGCCAUUGAGGAGCAGUUGAAGAUUUACAAAGCACUUGAGCAAUCAUUUAUACAAAUGGGGUUUUUGGUGACGAUGAGAAGGGAGCUCAUACAAAAGCCGACAUUUUGACGGGACUAAAUAUUCUAGAAUUAUGCUGUAUGCCAAUUAUCAUUAUCACCCUACUUAAGCAAUCUUUUCUAAUCAAAGACGCAUUUUAGGAUUUCCGCCAAAAUUUUAUGAGCUGGGUAACCCACUGUAAACGUAUGAUACGUUAAAUGCGUCAAAAGCGCAUGUGUUUCAGAUGUACUGACAUAAAUACAUCUUCACAUUUUAAUCAACAUCAAGGAGAGGUAAUUUCUUGUGGGAAGGCAGCACCUAAAAUAAAUAUGCUGUAGAAAUGUGCCCCAUAAACGCUGAUAAUAUUUUUGUAGGUUUUACAUAAUGUAAUUUCGCUGUGACAAACUCCUUGCUGCUCUUUCAAAUUAAAUAGCCAAAGGCGGAGUUUUCGAUGUUUGGCUGCUUGAAGGUUUUGCUUUAUACUUCCAUUUGUCGAAUUUCUAGCAUGAAGAUGGCAGACACGACCAACUACAGUGCCAGGUUUUUAGGGAUCAUCUUACCACCUUCUUCCCCUCAACGCUCCUUCCUUUUUCAAUGUUUUACGUUUAAACUACGCCUGCAGAAAUAACUAAACGCGCACUUUGUAACUAAUUACCAUCACUUUGCAAUAAUAAAAUGGAAUGCUGCCAUUCCGCCUGUGUGAGAUCACGGAGAUGGACAUCAGCACAGCGACUCUGACAACAUCGAAAUGCAUGUCUACGCGCGCCGCGCUCCAGUCCUUAGAGAAUGGGUCCCGAAUACUCCGGAAAUAAAAAUUCUCAUAAGAGUAGCAUUAGGGGGUGAACACUACUGUCUGGUUCUCGUCUCAGAGGAAGGACCGCGUUGCACCGUUAGCAUGUAACAUUGUAUGUCACAACUCACAGUUUCAAAAUACUUUCAAGCUCACUACUGAUUUGCCGUGGGGCGUGAGAAGUCAGCGUCAGCCCCACCGGUUCUUCACCCUCUCAUAAGCUAGUGGUCUGCGAGAUUGACCUUUUUGACGGGCGUGACUUUCGCCUGUGUGGUCUGACAGGAAAUUGGGUUUGAUUAGUAUGCGUAAAUAAGCUUACAGGAAAGAUAAAAGUAUAAUAACGUUUGACAGUACUUAGUACUAUGCAGACAAUUAUCUUUCGCCAUCUAGUUUGAGUUUUUAUCGUGGAUACCAGCACAUUCAGUAGGUUUCCAUAGAUCAUCUUGCAGAUUGCUCUGAUACACACUGAGAACGAUCAAACUUUCGGAACUUCGGUAUCUAUAGGAAAAUAUAACCACUCAAUGACACGUGAGUGACACUCAGCCAAAUAUCCUGCCUGGCGGAUGGAGUGUGGACAAGUCCGUCUUGUCCGAAUCUGCAAGUAAUGCCGAAAAUUAGUGGAUAAGAGAGUUAUUUCUGGUUUAUUCGACCUGUCCAAACUUCCUACCCCAGCCACAGACCAUUACACUUGAGAUUUGAAUCCGACUCAGGUAUAGUCAUGGGGACAUUGAGUCCUGGAUUGUCAGCAUCAGUUGCGAGUGGUAUUCCCAUAUGUAUCCUGGUUAAUGGACGAAUAAUGAACAAGUCCGUUUUUUCUUGUCAUUUUCACCCUACCGCAGUAAUUUUUUUUGAUUAUCGACCGCUCUUCGCCAUAUGGCUUCUUGUGGGAGUUCCGAACUGGGACCCCAAGCUAAGUACCUAUUUCUGUGCCACCGUUAACUUGAGAAAUUUAAGGCGUCUUUUGCGCAUAAUUUGACCUUCCUACUGUGCGAAAUACUGCUACUUUUAAAGGCAUGCCUGGUGUUUAAGCCAACAUAACCAAUUUAGGUGCUUCGCCUUUUUUUAUUUAGGUAACCGAACAGUUUUCAAAGACUGCGAGCAACUCACUUGCUUCAACCGACAAUUUCGAGACAGAGACUAAGAGGGGGUGUGGUAAUCGGUUGUUAAUGAAGUGCAACGGAGAAAGACUCUCGCAGAUAGCUCCAGUUGCCUGGAUGAUCCUCUUUGGGGAUGGCGUCCACAACAUGAUGGACGGGCUAACGAUUGGGGCCGGGUUCACUCGAAGUCUCUCUGUCGGAAUAAGCUUAACUAUCAGCAUAAUGCUGGAAGAGUUACCUCAUGAAUUUGGUAAGUCCUGGGGCCAAUUUGAAAUGUACUUUUACCUAUCAAAAUCUAAGCCCUGCGAAUUCUUGAUGAAAGCUAGGUGUACAGACAGGUUCUCACCCAGAAUUGUUGCAUGCAAAGUGCUCCGGCGGUCAACCCGUCUGCCGAUAUUUUUUACAUUUUGCCUAAUUGCUUAUCACAGGUAUUUAAAUGGCUUCAAAAAGCAUUUUUUGCAGUCCAACCUAAUGCUGUAUCCUUUUUUGUGUAGGAGACUUCGCUAUCCUCCUUUCCUCUGGAUUCUCCAUCAAAGCGGCCUUAAUUUGCAACUUUUUGUCCGCAUGUUCAGCCUACGUAGGGCUCAUUAUUGGGCUGGCCGUUGGUGAAGUCCCGUCGGGUGCAACAGUUGUUUUUGCCUUAACGACGGGUUUCUUUCUUUACAUAAGUCUCUCCGAUAUGGUAAGGAGGUUGCAUAUGCAUCGAAAUUUUUUCCUUCCUGUUAAUUUUAGGAAACCUUCAUUGGAUCAAUAACACUAGUUACAGGGUCAAUGAGAGUGUGCCUUUCGGCAAAAUGCAAAACUGUAUUUGAUAAGUCCACCAUACUGUUGCUAGCAAUAGAAAGAUGUGCCCUGCGAGAUGUUGGCAUCAUGCAUUUCUUAAAUUUCCCUGGUAGUUACAUGGUCGUUGGCAUGAAAACUUCAUAGACAGGAACUCAUUGUAAAAAUCCAACAUGAGUAUUACGAAGAAAAUGAAUGAAUAGCCAUAGGCUUCCCUAUGCGGCCUUCACACAGCGUUAGGAAUUUGUGCUUUUGACCAGUGUGCAUGCUGCAUCUGUUUAAACUGCAGAAAACACUUGGCCGGUGAGGAGGAGAGAGGGCGACGCAAUUUGAAGUAGCCGUAUCUUUUCUGUGACAAAGCCAGGCAGGUUAAUUCAAAUUCCAUACAAAAGUGUAUGUAAGGUGCGGCAAAAAUAGGAUAUGUUUCAGUUUAUUUUAACGGAUUGCGUAUUACCAUGUAAUAUAAUUUAGUUGGCAUCAUUAACUGACGUUUGCAGUUCUCUCCUUUUUGUGCAUUUUUAUUGGCGACAAAUGUAUCAUAAUCUAUCUCGAUAUUGGUAUCAAAAUGUUCCCUCUGACGGUCUGUGUAGUCUUGCAAUAAGUUAAAUUCUCAUAGGAAUACUGUUUGAAUUUCUUGUUCCUUAAUUCCCUCGAUGCAAUGAAGAGAGAGAUUUGCUUUAUUUUUGAAUUAUAAAUUCGAAAUUUUCAGCAAAAAUGGGCUAUGUGGACACAAAAUAAGUGAAUAAAUUACUCAAGUCAAAAUGUAUGCACAAGAGGAACGAAUAUUAUGGAGACAGUUCGAGUCUUAGCUUCUGUAUUUCUGUCUCUUCACACGCAAGAUAGCACACCAGGAAUGGCAAUACAGAAUGUUAAUGUCGAUGUACGACAAGAUAUAAGUCGAAAGCAACGGCGCAUGAGGGAGGAGACUUCGCAGAGAUUAGUUUAGAAUGCGGAAGAUGGGCAGCGCCAUCCAGCAUUCAACCAGCGAAUGGUUUGACAGCUGUGAUAUGUCGCCGUAGGGUAAUAUCGACUAAAAGACAUAAGAAACACCGGCGUCAAGCGUGAUUCAUGACCUCCCCUCUUUCAAAUGUAAUUGAAAUUUAGAGUAAGCAAGAGCAAGGGGAUCUCUUAAGCCAUCCAUCAACAAACGCAUAAAAUUCCAAAAGUUCGUGUACACUGGAAAUUGCCUUCUUAUUUGCUUAAACUAUAAAACCUGUAAAAACUCCAAUCUUUCUACUGCUUACCAUUCUCUCAUGUAUAUUUUAUUUCAGCUGCCCGAAAUGCGUGAAACCAUCACAGAGGCAGCGAAGUCCGGCAAACAUACUUUGAAAAUUUUUAUCGUGCAGUGUUUUGGUCUAACUGUUGGUUUUCUUUGCAUCUUAGCUAUUCUACUUUCGGAGAAAUAUAUUGAAAUCUAA
Spirometra erinaceieuropaei is the source of this 8877-nucleotide messenger RNA. NCBI's taxonomy places the organism in Eukaryota, Metazoa, Platyhelminthes, Cestoda, Diphyllobothriidea, Diphyllobothriidae. The record is from the annotation of a GenBank genome assembly.